This is a messenger RNA of Meloidogyne enterolobii, 573 nucleotides long. The record is from the annotation of a GenBank genome assembly. NCBI's taxonomy places the organism in Eukaryota, Metazoa, Nematoda, Chromadorea, Rhabditida, Meloidogynidae.
AUGAGCAGAGUUUACAUUGGCAAUCUUUCUUCUCGUGCUGAUGAACGUGAUAUUGAAGAUUUUUUUAGAGGAUUUGGAAGAAUUCGUGCUGUUAUGCUUAAAAAUGGCUUUGGUUUUGUGGAUUUUGAUGAUUCUCGGGAUGCUGAAGAUGCUGUUUACGAACAAAACGGUCGUGAGCUAUGUGGAGAACGUGUUGUUGUUGAAAUUUCUCGUCCUGGUGAAAGUGGUGGUGAUUAUCACAGUAGUAGUGGUGGCGGAGGAUACCGAGGGAGCGGAGGUGGAUACCGUGGUGGCGGAGGAUAUCGUGGUGGCGGGGGCUAUCGCGGAGGGGGUGGAUAUCGUGGUGGCGGCUACCGAGGUGGAGGAGCCGCUCGCUAUGGUCCACCCAUUCAAACACGUUAUCGGAUGCUUGUGUACAAUUUGUCUACUCGGUGCUCAUGGCAGUUAAAGUCUCGGAAGAUUAGGAUGAGGAAAGAGAUGUCAAUAUUGAGGUAUCUGAUGAGAUGCGCAAUUUUUAACCAAUUUCCCGCUAAAUUAUUACUGAGGGAUCGCCCGUCCCUCGUCUCUCACUGA